Messenger RNA from Dichomitus squalens LYAD-421 SS1, 1440 nucleotides. RefSeq lists its product as uncharacterized. The transcript has 3 exons. Lineage: Eukaryota; Fungi; Basidiomycota; Agaricomycetes; Polyporales; Polyporaceae. Bases 7 to 1338 code for a protein of 443 amino acids. The record is from RefSeq and is a predicted model, not a curated record. Gene Ontology annotation, cellular component: nucleus. Gene Ontology annotation, molecular function: DNA-binding transcription factor activity, RNA polymerase II-specific. Gene Ontology annotation, biological process: regulation of transcription by RNA polymerase II.
UACAAAAUGGAUUGGACACUGAGUCAUUCCGAAACCCUCCAAGUCCUCAAGAGCAUGGGUAUCGAGAUCCCGACGGACACCAAGUUAUCGGGCGACGCGCUUGAGAAACGGUUGCGCGAUGCCCUCAAUGCCGCUCAGUACAAGGAUCGUCUGCCAUCCCCGUUUGACUUGCACGGUCUUCCCGCUUGGCCUUUGAAGAGGCCGAACGAAGCCGAUACUAGAGCGCGAUCCCUCUUCGAAGCAGUUCAGCGGGGAAAUAUGCAGGAGGCGCUCCAGGUCUACGAAACAAAGAAAGCAGGGGGGAGCACUGUUCCGACACUAUACGUCGACCCUUUCAUGGAUCUGCGGCAAACCAUGAUGGGUCUUGGGAAAUAUCUGGAUGACGGCCUGAGGUGGUGCGUGCUGCAAGAUCAAGAGAAGGAGCACUGUGCCGUCAAUCUCAGGGUCCUCUCUGUUUUGGAAGUGAAUGAAAGGACCCCCGCGUUUGUUGUAUUGUAUCGAAACUUCGACAAAUCUACCGCGUUGGAGGGAAUCGACUGGAUAGACGAACAAGUAGACACGAAUCCAUCAGAGGUCGGCGAGGUCAUGCUCAACGUCAACGCCACGCCUCUGGAACAACGACUGCUCCUGAGAGUUUUGAAGCUGAACGCGUCUCUGGUCCCAUCUGACUUCAAGGUCGAGCGGCGGCGCACUGAGCAGUCCUUCAAGGUUUCCGUUCUCCUGCCCGUUGGACCUCUCGAGUACGACGCGCUGGCCAGAUUGAAUGUCAACCUGGGAUGCGCGGUUUGCGGCAAGCGAGCCACGAGUCGAUGUGCCGGGUGCCAAUCCAUCGCUUACUGUGGCUCAGAAUGCCAGCGCAGUGAUUGGCCAGACCACAAGAUAACCUGCCGCUCCCUCAAAGGUGGCACCUGGCGCACAAUCCGUCUCCGCUCGUCCAUGCCCGGCCAGGACGGCAAGUGGCUGGGUUUCAUCAACAGGCACACCUCCACCUCGCUCGGCUUCGAGGGCUCCGCUACCCAGCGAAGCAUUCGCAAACUGGACGGGUCCAACCCCCCGCCAAACACGUACGACGACAAGCCGUUCCUCGUGAAAUUCCAGGUUGCGCUUGUGCUCGCGGGACUGCCGGCACACAUGAUGAUGUACGAUCGGAAGCGGACGUUCCAGGCGUUCUUCUACCUCGAGGACGACGCGUGGGUGUAUGCGGAUUUUGUGAGGGAGAUGGAGGGUCCGAGGGGCGGGUAUGGGGGAAUAAAGAUGUAUCGGUGGGCGAAGAGGGUGAGCGAGUGGGAGCUGAGUGUGUGUUUGGACCGAGAGCCGGGAACAGACACGAAGUGGUGAGCGCACGUAGUUGAAUGUUCUUAGUCAUCAGCUCUUGCAGUCAUACUACGUCCCGUCGGAUUCGGUUAGGCCUGUGCCAUGAUGGUGAUACAUCUGGAUUAG